AUGAAUAAGGUUUGCUUGAACGUCCUGGUUGGGGUUCCAGGGGCAGGAAAGACCACGUUUUGCCAAAGGAUUCUGGAUUGUUUGAUUUUAAAAGAGUCCUCGAUACGGUUAAUCCACAUUUGUUUCGAUGAUUUUAUUAAAUUCGACGCAAAGAUUGACCUGGAAAACAGCUUCAAAGGAAAACGAAAGCGACUUCUCGAACUUCUUGAGGAGAUUAUCCAGAGUAUCAAAACAACCAACCCAGCAAAGUUAAAGGAAAUCAAUCACAUUCUCUAUGAAGAAUUUCAACAGAAAGUAGCAAUAGAUUUAGCAGAAGCGCCCUCAAACUAUCUUAUUCUAAUAGACGACAACAUGUACUACCGGAGCAUGCGCUAUCAAGUGUUCCAGAUUGCUAGAAGACUCGGAACCGGAUAUUUUCAAACUUAUUUCGAAGUCAGUUUAGAAAGUGCCAAGUCGAGCAACUCCAAACGAUCUAAUGCUGUUCCAGAAGAAGUGAUUUCUCGGAUGUUUUACAAGCUAGAAAAACCGGACGAACGCAUUUGUAGGUGGGAAAAGAACACUGUAAUUUUAAGAAAUUCUUCCGAUGAGCUAGACAUUAUUUUAAACACAACUUUAAAUUGUUUGGAGCGACCUGUAGAACCGUUGGAAGCCCAUGGCACGAAGAAUCCCGUUGAACAGUCAUUCGUUCACAAGGUGGAUCUGUUGCUCCGAAAAGUGGUUGGCGAAAUGAUCAAACAACAGAAAGAAAUGCUCAACAGUGGUGAGGUCAAACUAUUGGCCGAAGGCUUGUUGAGCAAAAGAAAACUGCUGUUGGAGGAUUUUAGGGCAGGUUUGGUUGAGAUCGAUCCAGAACGUGUUACCGGCGAGCAAAUUCAGACUUGGUUGCAGUAGGAAUUGUUGAAACUUUGUAAAUAAAAAAGAUUGUGUGGAAAUCAG
Culex pipiens pallens (northern house mosquito) is the source of this 936-nucleotide messenger RNA. It is a transcript of the gene Pstk, whose product is annotated as L-seryl-tRNA(Sec) kinase. Gene Ontology annotation, molecular function: tRNA binding; kinase activity. The record is from RefSeq and is a predicted model, not a curated record. NCBI's taxonomy places the organism in Eukaryota, Metazoa, Arthropoda, Insecta, Diptera, Culicidae. The transcript has a single exon. The coding region runs from base 1 to 891 and encodes 296 amino acids.